GCAAGGUGAUGACGUACGUGCUGGAAAAUGGAGAGAAAACACAUGUCAGCUUUUGCUUUGUAUCAAACGUUUUCAGCAGACGUUUCCCCCCCUGCCAAGAAGCCUUCGCUGCAGGUGGCUGCUAAGAAGAAAAAGAAAAAAGAGAAUGGAGUUGCAGUCAAUAAAGUCAACACACUUAAAGCUCAGAUAAAGUCUGACAAGAAGAAAAGAAAGAAGCUUGUGAAGUCUGCGCAAAGAGAGGAGAGCCUGAAGGGAACCACAGAAAAGCAGGAAGAGGAGUGUGUAAAUGGAGAUGGUGACACUAUAGAUGCUUUGCUGGCCGACCUGGCAAGAGUCAACAACAGCAGGGAGAGAGCGAGUACACUGUUCCAGUGGCUCAUCAACCCCAUCCCUGUCAAAGCUUUCUUCAGGGAAACAUGGGAAAAGAAGCCCAUUCUUGUUCAACGCAAGAAUCCAGAUUACUACAAAGGACUGUUCUCAACAGCAGAGUUUGAUCGUAUACUGAGAGAGGAGGAUGUUCAGUAUGGAGUGAACCUGGAUGUCACAAGCUACACUAAUGGCAAGAGAGAGACGCACAAUCCUCCAGGGAGAGCUCUGCCGUUCUCUGUGUGGGACUUCUAUGAGAGGGGCUGCUCCCUCCGAAUGCUGAACCCCCAGGCCUUCUCCUCCACCGUGUGGAACAUGCUGUCCAUCCUUCAAGAGCAGUUUGGCAGCAUGGCAGGAGCCAACAUAUACCUGACGCCACCUGGAACGCAAGGCUUUGCUCCACAUUAUGACGACAUUGAGGCGUUUGUGGUUCAACUGGAAGGGAAGAAACACUGGAGAGUGUACAACCCAAGGUCAGAUGAUGAGGUCUUGCCUGUAAUUUCAAGCCCGAACUUCGAUCAGGCCGACAUCGGGAAGCCGAUCCUGGAAGUGGUGCUAGAGGCCGGAGAUCUCCUCUACUUUCCCAGAGGGUUCAUCCACCAGGGCGACUGCCUGCCAGACGCUCACUCCCUGCACAUCACCAUCUCCUCGUACCAGAAGAACAGCUGGGGCGACCUGCUACAGAAGGUGGUUCCAGCAGCUCUGGAAAUAGCAAUGGAGGAGGAUGUGGAGUUCAGACAGGGCUUACCUCUGGACUACCUGACAUACAUGGGAGUACAGAAUUCUGACAAGGACGACCCACGCAGGUCAAAAUUCUUCUCACGAAUUGAGAGCCUGAUGAAGAAGCUAAUAAAUUACGCCCCGGUCGAUGCUGCUGUGGAUCAGAAAGCCAGAGACUUCCUCCAUGACUGCCUGCCUCCCCUGCUAACUCCAGAUGAACUGGCCAGCAGUGUUCAAGGAGCCCCUGCUAGGUGGGAACGUGGGCGAGUUAUGGAUGUGGGUGCAUGUAUCACUACCCAGACCCAAAUCAGAGUCCUCCGUGCUGGAUGUGCAAGGUUAUGCAGUGAUGGAGACACUGUACAUCUUUAUUACACCACAGACAACCCCAGAGUUUACCACAAAGAGGAGCUCAAGAGUUUCGAAAUAAACCCAGAGCACACAGAUGCCGUCGAGUUUCUGAUCCAUUCUUAUCCCAAAUUUGUAACAGUAGGAAGCCUCCCAUGUGAUUCUGCAAAGGACAGGGUGGAUUUGGCUGAGAUGCUAUUUGAGAGGGGAAUCAUCCACACUGCAGAGCCUCUGUAAAUGGCCUCAGAUUCUUCAGUCAUGCUGACUGCAUGAGUGUAUUCAAAUUGCGUUUGUACAAAUACAAUCUUUGAUUCAAAACCCUUCUUGUUUUAAGUAAUGUUCAUUAGCUGUACUAGAAUGGUCAUGCUGAACAUUUGUUUUGUGUUCUGCAUCAAAUAAACCAGUUU
Seriola dumerili (greater amberjack) is the source of this 1838-nucleotide messenger RNA. It is a transcript of the gene riox1, whose product is annotated as ribosomal oxygenase 1. The coding region runs from base 28 to 1668 and encodes 546 amino acids. The record is from RefSeq and is a predicted model, not a curated record. NCBI's taxonomy places the organism in Eukaryota, Metazoa, Chordata, Actinopteri, Carangiformes, Carangidae. Gene Ontology annotation, cellular component: nucleolus. The transcript has 15 exons. Gene Ontology annotation, molecular function: histone H3K4 demethylase activity; histone H3K36 demethylase activity.